AUGCGGGUUGCAGCUGCGGUGCGAGUGAUAUCCAAUGAUCGUGCCUCGGUGCAUCGGUGUCUGGUAGCUGUUCGCGGUAACCGUAAAUGGAAGUCUCCGACCAAUCAUUGCCCACUGUCAGUUGCUGUUGCACACGAAAUGGAGGACGCGAGUCAGACCUCUACAAUCGGAACUCAUUGCAAUACCUUCAUCAUGAGGCUCAUCCCGACAGAGUAUACUUCCAUUCUUAGAGGCUGA
Messenger RNA from Morchella importuna, 237 nucleotides. RefSeq lists its product as uncharacterized. The transcript is spliced from 2 exons. The record is from RefSeq and is a predicted model, not a curated record. NCBI's taxonomy places the organism in Eukaryota, Fungi, Ascomycota, Pezizomycetes, Pezizales, Morchellaceae. Bases 1 to 237 code for a protein of 78 amino acids.